CCGAUGUCUUCUUUCUCACCAGGUCUUCCUAAUUAUACAUCACGCACCCCUGGUGAACUCGUUAGCUGAAGUCAUUCUGAAUGGUGAUCUUUCUGAGAUGUACGCUAAGACCGAACAGGAUGUUCAGAGAAGUUGUGCCAAGCCCAGCAUUCGGUGCUUCAUUAAGCCCACCGAGACGCUAGAGCGCUCUCUUGAGAUGAACAAGCACAAGGGCAAGAGGCGGGUGCAGAAGAGACCCAACUACAAAAACGUUGGGGAGGAAGACGAGGAGGAGAAGGGGCCCGCCGAGGACACCCAGGAAGACGCUGAGAAGACUAAAGGUACUGAGGGUGGUUCAAAAGGCAUCAGGACGAGUGGGGAGAGUGAAGAGAUAGAGAUGGUGAUUAUGGAGCGCGGCAAGCUCCCGGAGCUGGCGGCCAACACGUCUGUGCAGGAACAGAACACCACGGACGAGGAGAAGAGCGCCGCCGCCACGGGCUUGGAGAGUGCACUGUGGAGCAGACCCUUCCUCGAUAUGGUGUACCACGCCCUGGACAGCCCAGAUGACGACUACCAUGCACUGUUUGUGCUCUGCCUCCUCUAUGCCAUGUCUCAUAACAAAGGCAUGGAUCCUGAGAAACUCGAGCAAAUCCAGCUCCCAGUGCCCGGUGCGGCCGAGAAGACCACCUACAACCAUCUCCUGGCUGAGAGACUCAUCAGGAUCAUGAACAACGCGGCCCAGCCAGAUGGGAAGAUCCGGUUGGCGACGCUGGAGCUGAGCUGCCUACUCCUAAAGCAGCAAGUGGUGACCAGGAUGGGCUGCAUCAUAAAGGAUGUGCACCUGGCCUGCCUGGAGGGCGCAAGAGAAGAAAGCGUUCACCUAGUGCGGCAUUUUUAUAAGGGAGAAGAAAUUUUCUUGGACAUGUUUGAAGAUGAGUACAGGAGCAUGACAAUGAAGCCAAUGAAUGUGGAGUAUCUCAUGAUGGACGCCUCCAUCCUGCUGCCCCCGACGGGCACACCGCUGACCGGCAUUGACUUUGUAAAGCGGCUGCCGUGCGGCGAUGUGGAGAAGACCCGGCGGGCCAUCCGGGUGUUCUUCAUGCUCCGUUCCCUGUCACUGCAGCUGCGAGGGGAGCCCGAAACCCAGUUGCCCCUGACGCGGGAGGAGGACCUGAUCAAAACGGAUGAUGUGCUAGAUCUGA
Molecule: messenger RNA, 1181 nt
Organism: Leptonychotes weddellii (Weddell seal)
Lineage: Eukaryota; Metazoa; Chordata; Mammalia; Carnivora; Phocidae
Source: RefSeq, a predicted model, not a curated record